Boleophthalmus pectinirostris (great blue-spotted mudskipper) is the source of this 1992-nucleotide messenger RNA. RefSeq names its product vacuolar protein sorting-associated protein 4B-like. Bases 193 to 1497 code for a protein of 434 amino acids. The transcript has 11 exons. Gene Ontology annotation, molecular function: ATP binding; ATP hydrolysis activity. Lineage: Eukaryota; Metazoa; Chordata; Actinopteri; Gobiiformes; Gobiidae. The record is from RefSeq and is a predicted model, not a curated record. Gene Ontology annotation, biological process: vacuole organization; endosomal transport.
CAACCUGUCACGUGACUACCGCGGAAGUCACAACAUUUUUCGCUAGUGCGGAAGAGACGCGCCUUCUUGAGUUUUUUUUUGUUUUGAAAUGGAAAUUAAAUAGUAAAAGAAAAACGAAGCGGUUGCGUGUUUACCAUUCUGUUAUAGGCGAAUCUGAUUUCUCGGUUUAAUUUAUUCUUAAAGCAGCGCACAAUGGCAGGAGGCAAUUUACAGAAAGCUAUAGAUCUUGCCAACAAAGCAUCAGAAGAGGACAAGGCCAAAAACUAUGAAGAGGCCCUCCGUUGCUACCAGGGUGCAAUACAGUACUUCCUACAUGUUAUAAAAUAUGAAGCACAGGGGGAUAGAGCCAAACAGAGCAUUCGAGACAAAUGUGCAGAAUACCUGGACAGAGCGGAGCAGCUGAAGCAGUACAUAAAGCAGAAGGAGUCCACGCCUCCUGCCAAACCAGUCAAAGAGUCGGACAACAAGGGAAGUGAAAGUGAUGAUGAGGACACUGAGAAAAAGAAGUUUAAAAAUCAACUCUCCGGGGCCAUUGUCAUGGAAAAGCCCAACAUUAAAUGGAAUGAUGUGGCUGGACUAGAGGGAGCCAAAGAAGCUCUAAAGGAGGCUGUCAUCUUACCAAUCAAAUUCCCCCAUCUAUUCACAGGAAAGCGUACUCCGUGGAGGGGCAUCCUUUUGUUUGGCCCGCCAGGGACAGGAAAGUCAUAUCUGGCUAAAGCAGUGGCCACAGAAGCCAAUAACUCUACCUUCUUCUCCAUCUCCUCGUCCGACCUGGUCUCCAAGUGGCUGGGAGAGAGUGAGAAGUUGGUGAAGAACCUGUUCUCUUUGGCACGAGAACACAAACCAUCUAUAAUCUUUAUCGAUGAGAUUGACUCUUUGUGCGGCUCCAGGAGUGAGAACGAAAGUGAAGCCGCUCGAAGGAUCAAGACUGAGUUUCUGGUCCAGAUGCAGGGUGUUGGAAACGAUAAUGAGGGAAUCUUGGUUUUGGGAGCUACAAAUAUCCCUUGGACUCUGGACUCUGCCAUCAGAAGAAGGUUUGAAAAACGCAUCUACAUCCCUCUUCCGGAGGAACACGCUCGCUCGUUCAUGUUCAAGUUGCACCUGGGCUCCACCGCCAACAGUUUAACCGAGGCGGACUUUGUGACUCUGGGCAAAAAGACUGAGGGAUAUUCAGGAGCAGACAUCAGCAUCAUUGUGAGAGAUGCACUCAUGCAGCCAGUGAGGAAGGUCCAGACAGCUACCCACUUCAAAAAGGUACGGGGCUCGACCUGGAAUAACCCUGAUGUUGUGGUAGAUGACCUCCUGACCCCCUGUUCACCUGGAGACCCCAAUGCCAUUGCUUUGACAUGGGUCGAUGUGCCUGGAGACAAACUGUUGGAGCCUGUGGUCUCUAUGUCUGACAUGCUACGGUCUUUGGCCAACACAAAACCGACUGUAAACGAACAGGACCUGGAGAAACUGCAGAAGUUCACUGAGGACUUCGGUCAAGAGGGAUAAAUAGGUUUCACUGAUACAGCUGAUGGUUUAAGAAAUGUUGUGAACGUACUUUAAACUUACUAAAUGUUAUGUUUACAUGUUUAAUUUUUUAUGUUUUGAUUGAUUUUACCCUAAAUUAAUAAUUUGGGUGAAAGCACUUUUAACACUUCAUCAACACUCAUAACCUCUUUUUAAAUGAAAUCUUAUCUUUAUGCUGAAGGUGUCAUGAAUGACUAUAUUUGCGUGUGUUAUACAUUUUUCAAUAUUUGUAAUUGUAAAUUUUGUAAUUAUCUUUUGGGGGUAUCUGUUACUGCCAACAUAGAAAUACAGAAUGCUAAAAUUUCAGUUAAUGUUUGCACUAUUGCAUUAUCAUUAUUAUUAUUGAGAACUCAAAUUCACUUUGUACUUGUUAAGAUGUGUGUAUUAUAAAUUUUGGUCUGGGGGUUCAGUAAACAAGCAUUGUUAAAUUAAAGCUGAAGUUUAUUUAAUUAAUAAAUCAAUUUUAGUUAGAAAGUA